Closterium sp. Naga37s-1 is the source of this 1800-nucleotide messenger RNA. Lineage: Eukaryota; Viridiplantae; Streptophyta; Zygnematophyceae; Desmidiales; Closteriaceae. The record is from the annotation of a GenBank genome assembly.
CCGUCCACAGACAUCUCAGCUCCACCAUCCGAUCCGUCCCUCGCUCAACUCGACUCAGAAUUCCCGGGUGUGACUAUAGGGAGAGUGAUUCAACUGGAACGAGAGCUCGCUGCAGCAUCUGCUGCUUCUCCUGCCCUGCCUCCUCCCCCCUUAGCCUCGUCAGCAUCAUCCAAACCUCCUUCCCAACCAUCAUCAGCCUUGACAGUCUCAUCCGAACCAGCUGCCGAACCAAGUUUGUCAAGCCCAGGAACGGCUGAGGAUGGGACUCUACAGCAACAUGAUGGUAGCAAUACGAGCAGCAGCAGCAGCCAAUCACCAGGCUCCAGCUCGGAUCUUAGCAUACGAGUUGAUUGGGGUCGCCAGGUAUCAAAGGAGCAGCGGCUGUCGGAGAUUCAGAGAGCAAGGCAGGAGGGGCGGUGCUCGAACAAGGGGGGUCUGUUCAACGCGUGGCCCUGGGAGGGGGGCUUCUCUGAAGGCUUUCUAGCGUGGGAGCCGCAGCCUGACAAAUACAUUCUCAUGGACUGCCAACGGAACCAGGUGUCCAACCGCAUUCGCUGCAUCCGCAAUUAUCUAAUCGUCGCAGGGGUGCUCAACCGCACGCUGGUGGCGCCGUUUCGCCCGUCGGAGGUGAACGGCAGCUACGACCGGCACGUGUUCUUCGAUCUCACCCACAUGCGCCGCUGCUACGGGCCCCGCACCGUCAUCACUCUCGAUGAGCUGCUGGCAGAGAGAAGAGCAGCGAGGAAUGGCAAUGGCAGCAGUGGCAAUGGCAGCAGUGGCAAUGGCAGCAGCAACAACAACAGCAGCAGCAGCAGCACAGCAGCAGAUAUAAUAAUAACCCAGGUGGUGUGCCCAUUCACCAACUGUUACUUCCAACCAGGUUGGGGCCUCCCUACAGUCCUCCCCACACUCGGAGGCGUCUCAUACGAGGCUUUAACUUUCACGGAUGCCAACCUGCCUCCGGAUCACUCUAUCAACAUCACAGAUAUCAAGAGAAUCGGGGAUUUGAUCUUCCCGUCGGCUGAUGUGUUUGUAAUGGGGGAUUUGGGAGCUUCGCUGUUUGAUGAAACUUUUCACAGGCAGAUUGACGUGCCGUUUUUUCGGCGCCCGGGCUGCCCGAAUAAACUGGCGAUUCAGCCCCACCCGGCGAUCUUCGAAGCUGCAAGUCGGUUUGUAACGGAUGUGCUUGUAAAGGGGAUGAAUGGCAGUGCAGCAGAGAGCAGCAGGGAAGGGGAGGAGCAGGGCAACAACACAGCAGCUGAGGACACGCUACCAUCAGCCAUUGCUGCUGCCAGUGGGGGUACCACCACUACUAGUACCAGUGGUAGCAGUGGUAAGAAUGCCAGUCAGCUUCGCUACAUGGCGAUUCACUGGCGGCGAAAGGACCUGGUUACCAGCUUUCAGGACUCAGGCUCUCAUCUCACAAUCAACCGCACUGCCAGAUGCAUUGCCGACCGCAUGGCGAAAUCCGGCAAUCUCAGCACCGUUUUCCUAGCCACUGACGCCGAACCUGCUGAGGUGGCGGAAUUGACCGGAGCGGUUUUGUCCCACCGCCCGGACCUGCGGCUGAUGCAGCUUCCGCCGAACCUGGACGCGCAGGCUUGGGCGCAGGUGCUGCUGCCGCACCGGUUUGAGCAUCCGGGGGUGGUGCGGGUGACGUUAGACAAGGCAGUGUGUGCUCUCGCAGACGUGUUUCUUGGGACGGCAGCUUCGUCGUUCACGGAGGACAUUCAGCGAAUCCGGACGGGGUUGAGAGUGGCGCAUUGUGAAGACCAGAUGUUGUGCGAAGACGAGCUAUAG